AAAGUUUAUUUGUUUUACUUUUUUCCGUCCCAGUGUUUCAGAUAGGCGUAUGGAGUAAAUAUACCAAAAAAGGUUCACUUUGCGUAGCCUAUGUAGCCUACAUUCGAAGCGCUUUUACACUUUGGCUUUGUUCAUAAAGGAAAUCUCGUUAAUAGCCUACUAACAAAUGAUAUAUGUUGGACAGAUGGAAGCUAAUAGACAGAGUGCUUUCGUAGUAGGCAGUACGCCACUGGCAGCGCUGCAUAACAUGACCGAGAUGAAGACUUCUUUAUUUCCCUACUCCUUACAAAAUCCCACGGGGUUUAAAGCAUCCCCGCUCACCAGCAUAAACGCCCAGAUCGCCCUGGGAACACCACAUGGAAUUAGUGACAUCCUGGGAAGACCCAUCACCGCAGCAGGACAACUGCUAUCGGGUUUUCCAAGGAUAAAUGGACUGGCCACCUCUGCUGGAAUGUACUUUAAUCCUGUAUCUCGUUAUACGAAACCACUGACAGAGCUACCGGGAAGAGCACCCAUCUUCUGGUCAGGAGUCAUGCAGACCACCCCUUGGAGGGAUUCGCGGGUGACAUGUCCAGCUCAAGCUAAUAUGCUGCUGGACAAGGAUGGCAAGAAGAAGCAUUCAAGACCAACAUUUUCAGGACAACAGAUAUUUGCUUUGGAGAAAACUUUCGAACAAACUAAGUACCUUGCCGGUCCAGAGAGGGCUCGUCUCGCUUAUUCCUUGGGCAUGACAGAAAGUCAAGUCAAGGUCUGGUUUCAAAACAGGAGAACCAAAUGGCGAAAAAGACAUGCUGCAGAAAUGGCAACUGCCAAAAAGAAACAGGACUCUGAAACGGAGAAAAUGAAUGAAACUUCGGACAUCGAGGACGAUGAUGAGUACAACAAGCCCCUGGACCCAAACUCAGAUGAUGAAAAAAUCACUAGACUGCUGAAAAAACACAAGACCACCUCGCAUCAACCCAUGCCGCAAUAACUCGAAAAUGUGAUGGCAACGUCCAAUAAACCGAUUUAAACAGGGUAGGCUAGGCUAUAAGAUACAUAAAUAUAUGUAGAGAGAGCGUGUGUGUGUGUGUGUGUGUGUGAGAGAGAGAGAGAGAGAUAGAGAGAAAUAGAGAGAGAAAGAUGUGAAUACAUGUACAGUUUUUUAUGAUGAUGCUUAUUUUACAACUUCAUUACCAGCAGCUCAUAGGGAUUGAGGAAAGUCUAGGCUAUCUGACUAGUCUAGUUACAGUCUGUCUAACAUGAGUUAGGCUAUGCGUAGCCUGCCUCUUGACUAUUUGUGUUAACUUGUUGGCUGUGUUAAGCUAAUUAAUGUGUAUAAGUAUUUUAACAAGGUUAGUUUUCACAGAAGUGAAUUUUAUUCUCAUUUCAAGCCUGCAGUGUGCCAACUCCCAAACAGGACUGCAUAUGAUUUGCUGAAUAAAGAAAGUAACGGGCUAGGG
Molecule: messenger RNA, 1442 nt
Organism: Sardina pilchardus (European sardine)
Lineage: Eukaryota; Metazoa; Chordata; Actinopteri; Clupeiformes; Clupeidae
Gene: nkx6-2
Product: NK6 homeobox 2
Exons: 3
Coding region: 167-973 (268 amino acids)
Biological process (GO): cell differentiation; regulation of transcription by RNA polymerase II
Cellular component (GO): nucleus
Molecular function (GO): DNA-binding transcription factor activity, RNA polymerase II-specific; RNA polymerase II cis-regulatory region sequence-specific DNA binding
Source: RefSeq, a predicted model, not a curated record